UUUCUCACUCGGGUGGCUGGCCUGAGCUUUUGGUUCCGGAGUAGGACGCCUGGAGAAAGAAGCUUUUUUUAACCCUCGUUUCCUUUUCGUAAGCUUCCUCGCCCAUGGAUUCUAAGCUGUGACUGCUACUAUAGGGAACUACGGACAGUCACUAUCUCAGCUCUGUGAUGUGCGUUCUCCCACUAGAAGCUUUUCUGAGCUGCCGAGGUAACCGCGCCCCCUUGGCGCGCAGCACUGCGCGUGCGCGGGGCACCACAGGCUGUGGGCUGUCACCUUGAUCUCUACUGCGCAUGUGUAAACGGCACUGACCGAGGAGGUGGAUCUGGUCUUCCUAAGGGCAAUUAAAAAGCAUUGGAAUGGAAAGAAAAUGCUGUAGGCGUCCUGGGUUAUGUUCCUCAACGAUGUAUACAUUCCUACUGGGUGCUGUAUUCAUUGCUUUAAGUUCAAGUCGGAUCUUACUGGUAAAAUAUUCUGCCAAUGAAGAGAACAAGUAUGACUAUCUUCCAACUACUGUGAAUGUGUGCUCAGAACUGGUGAAGCUAGUUUUCUGUGCGCUGGUGUCCCUCUGUGUUAUAAAGAAAGAAAAUCAUCAAAGUAGACAUUUGAGAUGUGCUUCCUGGAAGGAAUUCUCUCAGUUCAUGAAGUGGUCCAUUCCUGCUUUUCUCUAUUUCCUGGAUAACUUGAUUGUCUUCUAUGUUCUAUCCUAUCUCCAACCUGCCAUGGCUGUUAUCUUCUCAAAUUUUAGCAUUAUAACAACAGCUCUUCUAUUCAGGAUAGUGCUCAAGCGGCAUCUAAGCUGGAUACAAUGGGCUUCCCUUCUGAUUCUGUUUUUGUCUAUUGUGGCCCUAACUACUGGGACUAAAACUUCACACAAUAACCUGACAGGCCAUGGAUUUCAUCAUGAUGCCUUUUUCAGCCCAUCCAAUUCCUGUCUUCAUUUCCAAAACGAAUGUUCCAGGGAAGAUAAUUGCACAACAAAGGAGUGGACUUUUCCUGAAGCUAAGUGGAACACUACAGCCAGAGUUUUCGGUCACAUCCGUUUAGGCUUGGGCCAUGUUCUCAUUAUAGUACAGUGCUUUAUGUCUUCAAUGGCCAAUAUCUACAAUGAAAAGAUACUGAAGGAAGGGAACCAGCUCACUGAAAGCAUCUUCAUACAGAACAGCAAACUCUAUUUCUUUGGCAUUGUUUUUAAUGGGCUGACAUUGGGCCUGCAGAGCAGCAACCGGGAUCAAAUUAAGAACUGUGGGUUUUUUUAUGGCCACAAUGCAUUUUCAAUAGCCCUUAUUUUUGUAACUGCAUUCCAGGGCCUUGCAGUGGCUUUCAUCCUGAAGUUUCUGGAUAACAUGUUCCAUGUCUUGAUGGCCCAGGUCACCACUGUCAUCAUCACAGCAGUGUCUGUCCUGGUCUUUGACUUCAAGCCCUCCCUGGAGUUUUUCUUGGAAGCCCCAUCUGCCCUUCUCUCCAUAUUUAUUUAUAAUGCCAGCAAGUCUCAAAGUCUAGAGUAUGCACCUAGGCAAGAAAGGAUCCGAGAUCUAAGUGGCAAUCUUUGGGAGCGUUCCAGUGGGGAUGGAGAGGAACUGGAAAGACUUACCAAACCCAAAAGUGAUGAAUCAGAUGAAGACACUUUCUAAUUAGUACCCAAUUGGUUGUCAGCUCUCACCACUGUAUUUUCACAUUUGCAAUAUUUGUAAUCUAUCUUCUCAUUUUGAUAAACUAAGAAUAGUCUAAAACAUAACACUCUUUGCAUAUACUUAAACACUCCCUAAGGGUUCUAUCUCCAAAAGUGAGAGAUUUCUAAGAAUUGAUGUAGAAACAAUAACAUAGAGACUAUAUUAAUAGCUCACGACAACAAUGCAAAUUUUCAUAUUAUGCCCUUCAAGGUUCCAAAAAACUUUUGAGUUAUCAUGUUAGACCCUAUAAAUAGAGAGAUCACUUCCCCAGAUAUUUAUGAUUAUGCCAUGCUGAGCUGCAUGUCAUAGUCUCCCCUUAGUUAUUAUUGUAAAUAUUAUCCCUCAAAAAUUUUGUUUCCUAGAGAUAGUCUUGUUGCCAUUAAAAAGCAUGAGACUCUAAAAAAUUGUCUCAAGGAUGUAUCUGGUAGUGGUGUAGAUUUGGAAUAACGUAGUCUGUAGUCAAUCAAUGUUUUGCUUAAAAAGCAGUUUUUGAAAAACAAAAUUUGAGAAUUUUCAUUUUUAGGAAUUUAUGAAAAUUUUUCUUUUUAAUGAUUAUCUUUUUAUAUUGUGUAUACAGAUAAGCUUUAUUUAUAUGAAAGUUCCCAAGUCAUCACAAUUACCAUUAUAUUUUAAGGCAUUGUAGGGAUUUUUUUUCCCUAUUUAACUUGUUACUUUUUAAAGAACUGUACAUAAAAAGGUAUUUUAUUAGUUGUGAAUUAAAUCUGUGACUGUUAAAUACCUUUAUUUAUUUUAUAACUAUGAGUCAAGACACUGGCUUUGGAAUCACACCAGAUUGUCAGUAAGACUAAUGUCUGAGUUGCUUCACAAAGAGUCUUUUUGUAACUAGAUGUUAACUUUUAACAUGAGUAUUAUUACUAUAAAAGUAGGAAAGCCGGUAAUCAGUAAGUCAGUUACUCUAGUAGUUCAUCCUCAGUGCAUGGUAUUUUUCAAGAUAUUUUUGCAUGCAGCCAAUUGAUUCUUAUUGACUCUUACCAGUCCAGCAGUCAGGUUGAUAGAUAAUUCAAAAGUGAAAAAAUAGUGACUUGUUCCAGGUCAAACAGCUGGAUAAUGAUGGAAAAAAUAAGCUUUCACUGACUUGUUUGUUUACCAAGUCUUAUACUGUAAACAUGAAUUACAAGACGUCAUGCAGCAUACACAUUCCUCCUUUCUUCAAGUUUUUAUGACUUUUGUAUAUAAUAUUGUUAUAUAAUCUGUGAUGUGCAAAAUAAUAUGAAUGAUGAUAGUAAGUUCAUAAUUAAAAUUAUUAAAUUCA
This is a messenger RNA of Dipodomys spectabilis (banner-tailed kangaroo rat), 2943 nucleotides long. RefSeq names its product solute carrier family 35 member A5 (gene Slc35a5). Gene Ontology annotation, biological process: pyrimidine nucleotide-sugar transmembrane transport. The coding region runs from base 357 to 1631 and encodes 424 amino acids. Gene Ontology annotation, cellular component: Golgi membrane. The transcript is spliced from 7 exons. Gene Ontology annotation, molecular function: pyrimidine nucleotide-sugar transmembrane transporter activity. The record is from RefSeq and is a predicted model, not a curated record. NCBI's taxonomy places the organism in Eukaryota, Metazoa, Chordata, Mammalia, Rodentia, Heteromyidae.